AAAGAAGACGCCUCCACAUGGUCGGUUCAUGGUCAGUCAGUUGUACCAUAAAACAAGAGCGACCAGAAAUAAUAUUUGAUGCGCCGAAUCCAAUCUAAAAUGAGUGUUUUUCAUUUUUGCACAGCAAUCUGAUAUGUUUCCACCGAAAGUGAGGAGAAGCAAACGACUCUUAUUUACGAUAAUAUUCCUAACGCUCGUCCUAAUAAUAGUUUGGAGAAUACACAUCCGAACCAACAGAGAUGGCGACUUUCUCUCCAUUCCUAAGAAACACAUUUUUAGGGAAAGCGGGCAAGAAGAAUAUAUGGGAAAGAAUGGAAUCAAAGUGAUCGUGGGUCAUUACGUGGGCAAUUCCAAAAGAAACGUUCCCAACGCCACCUACGAUAUGCUGAACAAGAACAACUUCGAUCCGCGACCAGAGGCGGGAAGUAUGGGAAAUCCGGUCGUAGUCGAACCCAAAGAUCUCCUAGUGAUGCAGCAACUGUUUCAAAUCAAUAGGUUUAACCUCUUAGCUAGCGAUCGGAUACCUCUGAACCGUACUCUACCUGAUGUCAGACGGAAAAAGUGUCGCACGAAAUAUGACGAUUAUAAGACGUACCCCACAACUAGCGUUAUCAUAGUGUUUCACAACGAGGCGUGGUCGACGCUGCUGAGGACUGUUUGGAGUGUAGUGAACCGUUCUCCGGGAGAACUUUUGGAGGAGAUAGUUCUGGUUGAUGACGCAAGCGAAAGAGAAUACCUUCGGAAACCUCUCGAGGAUUAUUUACCCAAGAUCCCAGUGAGAACGAAACUCCUCCGUAGUCAACGACGCAUCGGAUUGAUCAAAGCCCGUUUGAAGGGGGCGGCCCAUGCGCACGGGCAAGUGUUAACAUUCCUGGACGCUCACUGCGAGUGCACUACCGGAUGGUUGGAGCCCCUAUUGUCUGUGAUAAAAAGGAACCCGAAGACUGUCGUCUGUCCCGUGAUCGAUAUCAUCCACGACGAUACCUUCGCCUACGUCAAGAGUUUCGAAUUGCACUGGGGCGCUUUUAAUUGGAACCUGCAGUUUAGGUGGUUCACUUUGUCCGGGAAACAAUUAGACGAGCGUAAACUAGACACCACUCAACCUUUCGAUACUCCUGCGAUGGCAGGGGGGUUGUUUGCGGUCGACAAGGCGGUUUUCUUCCAGAUCGGGUCCUAUGACGAGGGCAUGGACGUUUGGGGAGGGGAGAACCUGGAGAUGUCGUUUAGGAUAUGGCAAUGCGGGGGCAAAAUCCAAAUAGUACCCUGUUCCCACGUGGGUCACGUGUUUCGAAAAUCAUCGCCGUAUUCUUUUCCGGGUGGCAUUUCGAACGUCUUGUAUUCAAAUUUGGCUCGAGUCGCCCUCGUCUGGAUGGACGACUGGGGUAAAUUUUAUUUUAAGUUGAAUGAUAAAGCUCGCACGGCCAAAGAAAGGCAAAACGUCACCGCUCGAAUGGAACUCAAAGAGAGGCUGCACUGCAAGAGUUUCCGAUGGUACCUCGACACCGUCUGGCCUCAGCACUUUUUUCCCACGAACGAUCGUUUUUUCGGUAAAAUUCGAAAUUUGGGCAAGGACUUGUGUUUACUGAGACCGCUGCGGUCGGACAAAUGGAUCAAUCAGCCCAUGGGCGUUGCCAAAAUAGACAGGUGCCUAGAAGAUGACAUCGAAGAGGAGAUGUUUGUGAUGACUCAGGACGGAUUCAUCAUGACUGACGACUCCGUGUGCCUAGACGCUCCAGAAAGGGACGGAUUGGGUCCGAUGAAAGUUAGAAUACUCGCUUGCAGCGGUUAUUCGAGACAGAAGUGGGAACACGAGAAGAACAGUAAACAACUGCGACAUGUGAGCAAUCGUAAGUGCUUAGACGUCAGCAAAGAAAAAGGGCACGAAGCUGAACUUAUUCUAAAAGACUGCGACGGGAGCCGAACCCAGCAAUGGGAAUUCCACCCGAUUCCUUGGAAAUGAACCGCCUUUUGACGAUAUUUUUUACA
This is a messenger RNA of Cylas formicarius (sweet potato weevil), 1986 nucleotides long. Its product is annotated as polypeptide N-acetylgalactosaminyltransferase 1-like. The record is from RefSeq and is a predicted model, not a curated record. The transcript is spliced from 10 exons. The coding region runs from base 134 to 1960 and encodes 608 amino acids. NCBI's taxonomy places the organism in Eukaryota, Metazoa, Arthropoda, Insecta, Coleoptera, Brentidae. Gene Ontology annotation, cellular component: Golgi apparatus.